AUGGUCACCGUGCGAAUUGUUCUAGCGGUCGCUGCAGCAAAAAGAUGGGAGCUUCACCAAAUGGACGUACACAAUGCGUUUCUUCAUGGUGAUUUACAAGAAGAGGUCUUCAUGAAAUUUCCCCCGGCUUUCACACGUCUCAACCAGAGAAAAUAUGCUCUGGAUAUUAUUAGUGAAGUUGGCUUACUUGGUGUAAAACCUGUGAGUACUCCACUCGAACAAAAUCAUCAUCUUAGCCUUUCCAAUAGUGAGCUUCUUGCUGAUCUUGAUCGCUAUCGUAGGUUGCUGAACAAGAUUGAUGCUUAUACACAGACAAGAGUGGAUCCUCAAAUAAUUGUUGAUAAAUUCAAAGAACGUCGUAUGUUGAACUGCAGCAGACUUCCUUUGAGAUAUUGGAAAAAAGAUAUUUCUGUUUUUUCCGAGGAGAAAGAGCAGGCUCAAGUAUCUAGAGGUGCUGCAGAGACAGAGUUAGAGAGAGUUAGAGAUGCAGCAGACAGGCAGACAAGAGAACUAUCAGAGGCCAGCAGUACCAUAAAGGAUCUAGAAGUUGAACUAUCUCAGGUUGAAAAUAAGGCAAAUUUAUUGACCCAAAAGAAUAAUGCUGAUCAAGUUGUCAAGACUGAAUUGGAAGAUGGAUUGAAGAAGCUGCUAGAUGAAGCAGCAAAUAAUGCUAGCAAGUUGGUAGGUUCCUCUGAAACUAUAAAAUCACUGGAAGAUGCAUUGUUGAAGGCGCAAGAUGAUAUUUUUACCCUGGAAGAUGCAAAUAAAAUUGCCAAACAGGAGAUAUCUUCGCUCAGUUUAAAGUUAAAUUCAUACAUGGAUGAGUUAGCUGGAAAGAAUCGCAGCUUAGAGAACAAAUCUCUAGAGCUCAUUGGAUUCCUUAAUGAUCUUCAAGUGCUUAUGAAAGACGAUACUCUAUUUCUUAGGAUAAAACAAUGCUUUGAGAGAAAAUGUGAGACCUUGAAGAAUGUGGAUCUCAUUGUGAGCAAAGUAAGAAACCAUAUUUCCCUGUCCGCUAAGGAUUCUAGAGGGCACCUUGAGAUGGAGGAAGAUCCACCUGUGAGAAAAUCAUUUUCAGAUGGCCUUGAAAAAUUUGAAGUCGAAUUGGACAAUAGGGAGAUUAAUGGAAUUGAUAUUGACACCAUAAUUUCAUCAUUUGGAAAGAUUGUGAAAGGAUUUCAGUUGAGAAAUGAACAUAUUGCAGAUAAGUUUGAUGAUUUUUCUGAUUCUAUCGAUGCCUUUAUUUCUCCUCUCCAUGGAAAACUACUGGAGAAAAGUGAACUUCAGAAGGAAGUUCACCAAAAUCGUGGGCAACUUGGCUCCACUUUUGAGGUUGAGAAGCUAAACCACAAAGCAGAUGAACAAGUAGAACAUCAUAAGAACAACACUGUAGAGGAGCUUAAUUAA
Molecule: messenger RNA, 1407 nt
Organism: Medicago truncatula (barrel medic)
Lineage: Eukaryota; Viridiplantae; Streptophyta; Magnoliopsida; Fabales; Fabaceae
Exons: 7
Coding region: 1-1407 (468 amino acids)
Cellular component (GO): cytoskeleton
Source: RefSeq, a predicted model, not a curated record